Sinocyclocheilus grahami is the source of this 4022-nucleotide messenger RNA. RefSeq names its product mitogen-activated protein kinase-binding protein 1-like. Gene Ontology annotation, cellular component: cytoplasm. Gene Ontology annotation, biological process: positive regulation of JNK cascade; negative regulation of canonical NF-kappaB signal transduction. NCBI's taxonomy places the organism in Eukaryota, Metazoa, Chordata, Actinopteri, Cypriniformes, Cyprinidae. Gene Ontology annotation, molecular function: protein binding. The coding region runs from base 353 to 2836 and encodes 827 amino acids. The transcript has 17 exons. The record is from RefSeq and is a predicted model, not a curated record.
AAACACACACACACCGUACCGGUGAAGGUAUCACGGCUGGAGGUUGUUCGCGGAGCUUUCAGACCGGCUCGCCGUCAAACUGCUGACACGAAACACGAAACAUGGUCCAUUUUAACAAAUGGACGUCAGUGAGGAGCGCGUCUCUCACCGACAGGGCUACCGCACGCGAUUUAAAGCUCCGAUAGUGGCUUGUGAUGACGGUGGGUUGGUUUAGUAUAUGAGAGAAAAGGCUGUGAAUGGAUCAUGGCUUGUUUUAAACGCGUAUCGUUGGUUUAAUUGAUUACCGACUGUGAUUGUAGCGCCCCGCCAUUUGUUUGCUGGAAACAUUGACCCAACAGCGCACCAAAUCAAGAUGACCGUGGAAAACACAACUAUCAAAAGUCGGAUUAAAAAUCUGCUUCGUUCGCCUUCCAUCAAAUUGAGAAGAAGUAAAGCUGGGAACAACAAAGAGAAUCUCAGUAAUAAGGUGACGUUGGAGAAAGUCCUGGGAAUCACUUCCGCUGGGAAUCGUGCUUUGGCGUGUGACCCACGUUCAGGACUGGUUGCCUACCCAGCCGGGUGUGUGGUGGUGCUACUGAACCCUAAGAAAAACAAACAGCAUCAUAUCCUCAAUAGCUCCAGGAAAACCAUCACUACGGUCUCCUUCUCUCCUGAUGGCAAAUACGUGGUCACGGGCGAGAGCGGUCAUAUGCCGGCGGUGCGUGUCUGGGAUGUGGCGGAGAGGACACAGGUGGCGGAGUUACAUGAACAUAAAUACGGCGUGGCGUGUGUGGCUUUCUCCCCCAACAGUAAAUACAUCGUCAGUGUGGGUUACCAACAUGACAUGAUCGUUAACGUCUGGGCCUGGAAGAAAAAUGUUGUGGUUGCCGCCAACAAGGUGUCCAGUAAAGUGACGGCUGUGUCUUUCUCAGAUGACAGCUCCUACUUUGUUACAGCCGGAAAUAGACAUGUGAAGUUCUGGUAUCUUGACCACACCAAGUCAUCCAAGAUGAAUGCUACAGUACCAUUAUUGGGCCGCUCUGGUCUCCUUGGAGAGCUGCGGAAUAAUUUCUUCAGCGAUGUCGCCUGUGGAAAGGGCCGGAAGGCAAACAGCACCUUCUGCAUCACUUCCUCUGGGCUGCUCUGUGAGUUCAAUGACAAAAGAAUGCUGGACAAGUGGGUGGAGCUCAGGGCACUAAUACAUUUCUUUUUUCACAUUUCAUCUCUUUAUUGCCACCUGUUUCAUAUUAUUUUUAUGUUUUAUAUCUCAUCUGAUUUUAUUUGCGGUUUGUGCAUUGUGCAUUAUUCGGCCUGUGUAUGGAGCGUGGAGGUGUACCCAGAGACGAGGGAUGGAGAGCCACGUUUGUCUCCCGGAUCGUUCCUCAGCUGUUCUUCUGACAAUACUAUCCGUUUAUGGAACACAGACGCCCAGAACACCAUCAGCCGAAACGUCAUCAGCAAUGACCUCCAGAAGGUUAUUUAUAUGGACAGCAACACCUCCUCCCUGCUGGACACAGAAUGCACAAUCUCCAGUAACUCUGAGAAGGUCGACCCACAGACCUCAGACAACCGGACAGGCAUUAGGACCAUCUGCAUGAGCCCAGACGGGCUGCACCUGGCAUCAGGGGACCGCAAUGGAACACUGAGAAUCCAUGAUUUGGAGAGCAUGGAGGAAAUUCUGGAUGUUCAGGCCCACGACUCUGAGAUCUUGUGUCUCGAGUACUCCAAACCUGAGACCGGGCUGAAACUGUUGGCCACCGCCAGCAGAGACAGACUGAUCCAUGUUCUGGAUGCGGAUCAGGAAUACAGCCUCCUGCAAACACUGGAUGAACACUCUUCCUCUAUCACUGCAGUCCGAUUUGCUGCUAACGAUGGGAAAGUCAGAAUGAUCAGUUGCGGUGCUGAUAAGAGCAUCUAUUUCCGCACGGCACAGAAGACAGAGGAGGGAACAGCAUUCACACGUGCUCAUCACAUAGUGAGGAAGACUACUCUGUAUGACAUGGAUGUGGACCCCACACAGAAAUAUGCUGUUAUUGGAUGUCAGGAUCGCAGCAUCAGGUUUUUGAGCCUGUCCUACACCACUCCCUCUUCAAAUCCUGGAGCAGUUCACCUGCCCAACAGCAUUGUACAGCCGGUCACAGCUGUUUGUUUGAACACAUCUGAAACCCCAGACCAGAUUGAGCUUAGUAUGGUUCUUGUUCCCAGCCAGACCAAAAACUUAACAGAAGAUAAACUCCACUCGCAUACAGAGCCAAGAAAAAAGGAUACCUCCGAGGCUGAGUGCCCUCCCAUGAGCCAGUGCAGCCUAAGUGUGCGUCAGUCUUCCUCAGGAUCUCAAGACUCAGGUUUGCUAGGACAUCAGCCUUCCCUCGUUGCAUCUUCUGUUCUGCUCCGGCUUGGACUGUCUAAACACUUCUUUAACAAAGGGCUCUUGCCUCUCUCAUCCUCCACCUCCACCAUCACAUCUUUCAUCUCUUCUUCACCCUCUCCACCCAUUAACUAUUACCACCUGCAGGACACAUCUCUCAGUGUGGAUUCUUGUAGGCUGGUUGCCAAUGAAUUGCAGAGCAGUUUUAAAAGAGCCUCCCAGCUCUACAAAAUGCUAAGCAACUCCACUGACUCCAGUGAAGAGCAGCAGGAAAUGGCAUGUGUGCUGGCCGAAGCAUUUGAGGCAAUGAGAGAUGAGCUGAAUUGCCUGCCACCAUGCACUCCUUCAAGAUCUCCCAGCACUUGCACUGUGCGCACAUUAGCUAACAGUGAUGCAACAAUAGGUGACGACAGGACACUUGCCCUAUUAGAGCAGUACUCCAAACUGCUGCUCACCGCAGUGGAAAAGAGGAUGGACAACAAAAUCUGAUAUCUAUGAUUUCUAACAGGAUACCAAGCCAUGAGACUGCACAGCAGAUCGUUUUAGAUAGCGAGGAGCUUUUAAUAAAGAGAAAUGCCACUAUCCUACCUCCCUGUUUAGCAUGCUACUAUGGUAGCAACACACCCCUGACUUUUCUCACCUCUUUACAAAAUUCUGUGCCCUGCUACUAAAACGUAUCCGGAUAGUUUCGCCCAGGGUAACUUUCAAAUGACCUACACGGCAUCAGGGAGAGUAAUUGGUUACAUGUUUUUUGUUGACUGCAUGGUACAACAAAAUAGAUUCAGUCGUUAUCGUCUUAAAAGAUGAAUAAGCAAUUUUAUAUGGAUACAAUAUUCUGUCAUGUGUAAAAACAAACUGUUGUUGAGAGGAAUCGCCAGCAAGCGCCAUUUAUUUGAACGUGUUUAAUAUUUUAAAAAACUUCUCGAUGCUCUCUUACAAAGGGACCGGUAUCCCUGGAAGUCAGCAAGGCAGAUUUGUCUCACUUUUACCUUUUAUUAUGGAAUGAUUUUUAUACUGUAUAUUGUGUUUGUGCUGAUACUCUCAAGUUGAAUUGGGACACUGGGGUGCAUAUUUAUUCUGUGAUAGGUCAAUGAGUCGCACAGAGGUUCUUCAACGUUUGUUUGUUGUAUAAUGUCAAUGUCCUGAUGGCCAGCAAGAGUCAGUUGGGUGCCAGAGAAGAAAAUUGGGGGGAUUUUGAAGGAAGAUUUUAUUUUGUUUUAUUUGCAGGACUUUUUUGUACUUGAAUGGUAACUGUCUCAUGGAUACGGGUGCCUUAAUCUUGACCAGCAAUUUGCUUGAAGGAAUGAAUCCGGCUUUUGUUAUUCAAGCAGGUUAUAUAUCAAAAUGAUCAGUGAUAUUUGGAUGUUGUCCACCUCUAAUUGAUUAAUUCUAGGUUACAUAUGGUGACGAAAACAAAACAAAACUGCCAUAAAAACCACUGAACUGAAUUGAUCAUUCUGGGGAUACUGACGGAGUUGCAAUAGCCAAGUAGAUAAAGUUUGUUGAAUUUCUGUGCACAAAUUUUGAGAACGGUUUACAGAACUUUGGGUUUUGAAAAUUCCCUUUUCCUGAAAAGCAUUUAUACAGAAAAACUUUUUUUCGGACUGUUUUCCAAUUAUGACUUCUUAAAGGGGUCAUAUGAUGCUGCUAAAAAGAACAUUAUUUUGUCUAUUUG